Messenger RNA from Biomphalaria glabrata, 4888 nucleotides. RefSeq names its product zinc transporter 7-like. Gene Ontology annotation, biological process: intracellular zinc ion homeostasis; transmembrane transport; zinc ion transport. The transcript is spliced from 10 exons. The record is from RefSeq and is a predicted model, not a curated record. The coding region runs from base 180 to 1352 and encodes 390 amino acids. Gene Ontology annotation, molecular function: zinc ion transmembrane transporter activity. NCBI's taxonomy places the organism in Eukaryota, Metazoa, Mollusca, Gastropoda, Planorbidae. Gene Ontology annotation, cellular component: membrane; Golgi apparatus.
AUUAUAAAGUCUUUUUUAGAAAUAAAAUCUUUUUGAUAUUCCAAAAUAUUUUUAUUUAGCUUCGCAUACGAAGGCCACGACAGCUGAGUUGAAUUUCAUCGUGUCCGUAUAAAAUAAGUAAAUAAUCAACCGUGGCAUGUUUCUUAGGGUUGUGUUAAGGAUUUAUCUUAUCUGUUAAAAUGUUGCCUUUGCACACCGGUGAUAAAUAUCGCCCCGGAUCAAGAAUAAAAGAAAAAAUUUGGGGAUGGAUUAGGCUGAUUAUUUCAGAAAAAACAUCUCGCAGACUUUUGGGAUUUCUAAUGCUGAAUUUGUCCUUUGCCUUUGUGGAGCUUAUGUAUGGUAUAUGGACCAAUAGUUUAGGUCUCAUUUCGGAUUCAUUUCACAUGUUUUUUGAUUGUACUGCCUUACUUGCUGGACUUGUUGCUUCAGUCAUUUCUAGAUGGAGGGCCAAUGAGAGCUACUCUUACGGAUAUGUACGUGCUGAAAUCUUAGCUGGUUUUGUCAAUGGUCUUUUUCUUUUGUUCAUUGCUUUCUUUAUAUUUUCUGAAGCAGUUGAGCGUGCUGUUGAACCACCUGAAGUGAAACAUGAAAGAUUGUUUCUUGUGUCAGUUGGAGGAUUUAUAGUAAAUAUGGUUGGCAUUUUUGCUUUCCAGCAUGGACAUUCUCAUGGUGGUGGAGAUCAUGGUCACAGUCAUGGACACAGUCAUGGGCUAGGUUUAGAAGGCUCACAAAAUUCAAAUUUUCAUCUCGGAGGAGAUGGGCACAGUGUUGACAGCCAUGGACAUAGCCAUGAUAGCCAUGGACAUAGCCAUGAUAGCCAUGGGCACAGCCAUGAUAGCCAUGGGCAUAGCCAUGAUAGUCAUGGAAGCGCUGAAAAGAAAAAUGCACCUAAUACACAAAAGGUUGCACAAGCACAAAUUAUGCAGGGUGUGUUUCUUCAUAUUUUAGCAGAUACUUUGGGUAGUGUAGGUGUCAUUAUAUCUUCUGCAUUGAUUUAUCAGUUUGGUUGGAUGAUAGCUGAUCCUGUUUGUUCAAUGUUUAUUGCAGCUUUGAUUGGUAUCAGUGUCCUCCCUUUGUUACGAGAUUCAGUUGGCAUAUUGAUGCAAAGGACACCACGAGCUUUGGACCAUGCGUUACCUGCUUGCUAUCAAAGAGUGAGUCAACUAGAAGGAGUGUAUAGUGUACAGGAACCACACUUUUGGACAUUGUGUACAGAUGUGUAUGUUGGGACCAUUAAAUUAGAAGUUGCAACAAAUGCUGAUAGCAAAUAUAUUCUAAGUCAGACUCACAAUAUUUUUACGCAGGUUGGUGUUAGACAACUGUAUGUUCAGAUUGACCAUGCACCUAUGUAAAUGUCUUUCUGUUGCACUUGUAGAAGCCAAAACAAAGGACCUGAAUGUGGUCAGUGUAAAAUUUGUCAGGCAGUAAAGUCUAUGACCUUAUCAUUGUGUACUAAUCAAUUUAAUAAGAAACACUGCUGACCUGUGGUUGGACGCAUUCAAUGUUUUUGUGUCCAGUCCCAAAUUUUAUCUUCUGUGAGCCAAGGAUGUGACAUUUCUUGAACGACUUGAGAUUGUCUGGAUAUAUAUGGACAUGGCUGUGAAGAAAUGAGACUUAGUACUGUCAUUAUAUGAACAAUGGACUUAGAUUUAGAUUGACAUAACAAUCAAAGACAUUCAGAGAAACUUAAAUUGGGACCAUAAAAUUAGUAAUGUUUCAAUAUUGUUUUGAAUCUUUAACAAGAUUUGAAAAACUGAUAGCCAUUCAUACAUUGCAGCUAACCUGAUAUGAGAUUUGUGUCUCAUGACUGACUAAUACAAGUUUUUAGAAUGCAAAUUUUUAUCUUGUUACAACAUGGUAAGAUUACAAAUUGUAUAAAGAACACCUAUAAAUGCAUUUAGUUAGUAAUCAUAUAUAGUAACAUAAUUUAUACAUUUAACACAAUCAUUUGGGGAAAAAAUCUAUAUGAAUAUAUUUUUUUCAUUUUAUUUUUUACUCAUGUUCUGGUGAUGGACUGAUUUUUUUAGUAUUGAAUUGGGAGGGAAGCGGUGGAGAUACGUUAGUUGCUUGGUAUUCUUGUCAUUUGUUGUGGUCUUCUUAUUAGAACAUACAUUCAUAGAGCCAUUAGUAUACAAGUAAGAUCUGAAAACAACUAUAAAUGAAAAUGGAUAUUCUUUAAAGAACAUUUUUAUUUCAUCUUUGAAUUACAUUUUCAUAAAUAAUUAGGUAAAUUAGCUUAAAUAUAUCGAAAACAUUUAAAGACAUUUCAAUUAAUUAAUUUUAACUGGUGAACUAUUGUCCACUACUAAGUCUGUCCCAUUGGUCCAUUCAAUAUUACACUGAAGUUUUCUCCUUACAUUGUCACUUCUCCAUGAUUCUGUCUUCUCAGAUCUGUUCUUGCCUCAAAUUGUAGACAUUGUUUUAGUUUUGUGAAGAAAUAACUUAUUUGAAAAUUGUUUUGUGCCAUUUGUUUAAAUAUAGUGCAGCUUAAAUUACCUACUCAAAUGACUUCUGCUGGAGCCUUUUGUAAACUAAAAACUAAGAAAGUUGUUGUUUCAUUGAAAUAAAAUAUUUCUGGUUAUGUCUAGUAGUAUUCUCCAUUCAGUGCUGUUUUACAACAGAUGUAACAAUAAUAGAAUACUGCCUUUGUGAAUAUAUGGGGAAAUGUAAAUGUAUGCUACUGGAGAAUUUGAAUAGAACAACUCAAAUUGUUUUUUAAAUAUUGUUUAGAACAUGUUCUCCUUCCUUCCACUAACAAACAUUCUCAUUUUAAAUGUAUCUUAGUGAAGUGACUUUUAUGUUUUUAAUAAAAUUUCAUUUUAUCUCUAUGUUGUAAAACAUUUUAGUUUUUACAGACAUUUAAUUUAUGAGAACUCAAUGUUGCUUUAAGCCUCUGACAAUGUUUUGCUGACUUAUUUAUUGAUAUAUUGUAAUGAACAAAAUGUGCAAUGACGCAGCCAUUUUAUUUUUUCUUUAGAAAUUUACUGUCAGGUUUGCUAGUAAUAGUAAAUCAAUGAGACCAUGCAGUUAUUACUAUAUAUGUAUUGUAGAAAUAUUCAUUCUGAUUAAAUGACAAAAUUACUAUAAAAUUAUAUAUCUUAAGGUUUUCAACUCUUAUUUCUUCGACUUAGUCCUUGUUUUUGUUUGAGUUUAAAGUAAGUAGUUAAUAUGAGAGCAUACAUUCAAGAUCAACACAAGUAAAAUAAAUGUUUAAAAAGAUAGCUUUUCAUUCAAUCCUGUGAUUACUUUCUUUUUCAAUUGAAUCAUUUUCUCAAAUAAUAAGAAUGCUUCGUUUAAAGAGACAUUUGUUGUGCUUCCAGCCAAUUCUUAUUGUAUAAACUCAUUCUGUUUGUACAGUUUUAAUUUUUAUUUCCUUCUAACAAUUUUUUUUACAGUUGAAUGCGUUUUAUAGGACCACACUGGGACAUGAUCGAAUUGGUCCUUAUAAGUGCAUUGUCCUAUUAACCAGAUUCAACUGUUUUAAUAGGAUUUGUUUCUGUGCGUUAGGAUUUGGUCUGAAUAAGCGGCUGGUCCAGUUAAUCAGACCACAUUGGGACAUUAUCUAUUUAGUCCUUCCUUAUAACUGCAUUGUCCUAUUAACCUAAUUCGACUAUAUUAGGAUUUGGUCCAAAUAAGUGGCUGGCCUGAUUAACCGGAUUAGACUGUAUUUGGAGUCAAUUUAUUAGAUUUACCCUGACAAUUUUUUUUAUUUGAAAGAAAAGCAAACUUUGUAUCAAAACAGAAUGAACUUAAUUUAUUAUCUUAAUGACCUUCAGAGCUUUAACUUUUAUUUAAUGACCAUUGGUCAAUGAUCACAUUGAUAUUGAUUUUUUUUCCCCACUCAUUGUCAACAUGUUUUGCUUUAAACUUUCUUUGUAUGAAUGAUAUUUCUCUUAUGUUAAUAAUUCUACAAGAUAUAUAGGUCCAAGAUAAUUUACAUGUUUUCCAGUGAUAGAAAACUAUUCAAUCUAAAAAUUUGGUGAAAAUUUUUUUAUAAUUUUUUUUUUAAUGCUAAAAAGUUUUAUUAUUUCACCAUUAUUUGAAUAAAUCCUGAGUACACAAAUAGUCUUAUUUGCAUUGUUCACUAGAUCAUUCUAGUCACAAAUGUUUGCAUGAAGUCUUGUGAGUGGAUAUCUAUUGGCUAGGAUUUACCUGAUUCAUUGCUUCUUUUAUACAUUCCUUUGUUUGGGUAGUGAUAGUUUUUUUGAAAGAUAUUUCUUUAAGUCAUAGGUGAUGGGAUUUUUUAAAAUUUGUGACUAUAAUUUGUGUAUAUCCUCAGUUAGGUGGUGUUAGACUUGUGUGUUUGUUUGUUGUUUCAUUACACCUAUUGCAUUAAGUCUUGUACUAUUUGUAACAUAGAAGGUUUAGUGAGGCUCAUAGUGAUGAACGUGAUACUUGUAUGCUGUUUUUUUUUUUUUUAGUUUUGUUUUGUUUCUAGCUACAAUUUGUGUAUGUUAAAGAUGAGUGUUAAUUGAAUUUCUCUUCAGUAAGAUUACUAAGCAAAUAGUCUCUAGUUCUAGUUUUACAAAGACAUGCUAAUAAUGUAUGUUUGUUUUUCAUAUGUUUUCCCCUUUUAUAAAUGAAUUUCAUAUAGUGUUUUUCCUUUGGUAAAAUGGUCAAUGUUACACAUCUACUAGAGUCUUAAAGUAGAGGGAAAAUACAAGGAUACCAUUCAGUUCUUUGUUUUUCACAAUGCUCCUGACAAUCCCCCAUUACCAUGCCUUGCUCAACAUGCCCAGCAUUCAUAUAUAAAAGUACAUUCAUAAUGUAUGUCUUCCUCCUGUGUUGCUAUGGUGUACAUCCUAUUUGCCAUUAUAUAAGCUACAAGUUUGGUAGAAACUGAAUGUGUAUCUUGCAUCUGGUGACUAAAUAAAAUGAUAGUAAUGCA